Messenger RNA from Microdochium trichocladiopsis, 1466 nucleotides. RefSeq names its product t-SNARE protein. The transcript has 3 exons. The record is from RefSeq and is a predicted model, not a curated record. Gene Ontology annotation, cellular component: endoplasmic reticulum; SNARE complex. The coding region runs from base 194 to 1327 and encodes 377 amino acids. NCBI's taxonomy places the organism in Eukaryota, Fungi, Ascomycota, Sordariomycetes, Xylariales, Microdochiaceae. Gene Ontology annotation, biological process: retrograde vesicle-mediated transport, Golgi to endoplasmic reticulum.
CUUAUCGAUAUGGGCCAUGGCCUUUGGUGGGCUUGCGGGGAGUGGAGCGGCCACUCGCGACUGGAAGGAGGCUUGCUGGCCACAAGCGCCCUCCUACGUCAGUCGUCACCGAUCGUGAAAGCGCCCAGAUAGCUUGGAGCCGCCCAAGCGAGUCUGCCACACAGCUGAUCAUGACCAAGGCCCAAUCAUAGCGAUGACGGACCUGACGCCUGCAUUCGCCGGCCUGCUGCAAAGUCAUGGCAAGCAGCUCAAGCCUCGGACGUUCAGUCCCGACAGCCUGGACGACUUUCUCAAGGAGGCUUACAAGAUAAACGAACACAUAGUCUCACUGCACCGCGACCUGCGAAGCAUCCGACAAUCCUACCUCUCAACCGCACAGCCACGCCGCACACAGCUACGAUCCGCCGCAGGCCAGCACAAUGACCGCUCCUCGGGGAUUUCGGGAGCCGGCGCGAAGCCCAUGAGCGACCGUGACCGCGAGAAAGUCGAUGCCGACGCGAAGCAGAUGCUGCGCAAGCUCAAUGCGAGCAUCAAGAGCCUGCGCGAGACCGAGGAGGUGCGCCACGAGACAGAGAUAGCGCUGAUAAACCAGAAAUUUGGCGGCGGGCGGGGCUUCAGCAUGGCCAAGCGCUGGGUCGCGGGCGGUGUUGGCGGCGUUGCGUCCGCGAGCAGCGGCAAGUCGAGUGAACAGAUUGCCGCCGAGGACCGGGAGAAGGCUGUGAGCACACACCGGGGCAGCGUAUUGUGGAUGCUCGGCCAGCGGCUGCAGGAGUGCAUCUCGACCCAGCAGCAGAUGAUGGAGAUACGGAUAUCCAGGGAGAUGGAGAAGAACCGAAGCGUACUUGCCAAGGCACGUGCGCCGGACAUGGCGGCGCUGCGGGCGAUGAUGGAGCCUGGAGACGACAAUGGCCAUGGCGGCUCCAACGCCGCAGCUGCAGAGAUGGGCCGCAAGGCCGACGAGGAGGCGCAGAGAGCAGCAGCGGCUUACAACCCGGCGGCGGAUCUGACGGCGGAGCAGAUACAAAUGUUCCAGCAGGAGAACGCAGACAUGCUGCGGCACUACGAGAGCACGUUGGACCAAGUCAGGACUGCACAGAAAUCACUCGUGGAGAUUUCCGAACUUCAGACACAGCUGGUGGACAACCUGACGGCACAGUCUGCAAAUAUUGACCUGCUCAUGGCCGACUCGAGCAACACGACUGAAAACGUUGGCGGAGGAAACAAGCAGCUGAAGCAGGCGACGCAGAAGCCGAGCACGGCAAAGUACACGUUCUACGCGACAUGCGGGCUAUGCGCGUUCCUGGUUGUAUGGGAUCUGAUAAUAUAAGACAGGGCUGUCCUCGCGUACUGCCCCUCAAGCCACUUGCCCUAGUUCACGGCAUGACCAUUGUGAAGCGAGAACGAGGCAUCAAGACAGGAGUGAUCGUCUUUGCGUGCCAUGUUGCAUGCACUUUUGGUUGUGGUUG